CAGAGAUUCAACAAUCUGAUAUUAAAAAUGAAUAUCUAGUUCCUAGUGAGAAAAAGAAUACUGAUUUAUCUUAUAUAGUUAAUGUUGAAAUAUGGACAUGUACUUGCUUUGUUGGAUUAUCUGGAGCGCCGUGUAAGCACCAGGGUGCAGUAGCAGCAAAAUAUCAUAUUAGUUCACUAAAUUUUCUUCAAUUAUUAACUCCUAAUGAUCGUGCUAAUUUUGCAUAUAUUGCACGUGUGAUUAAUGAAGUUCAAGAAUCUGAAGAAUCAAAUAUGAACCAAAUUAUUGCAAUGGAAAUUGAAAAUCUAGAAUCUGAUGUGGAUCAAAUUAAUACAAUAGAGCGUAAUACAGCCUUUAUUGAAUCAUUUCUUAAAAUAGUCAAAUAUGAUUAUGAAAACUGUGGCCCACAGUUUCAAACUGCUAUUGAGAAACUAGCUGAACGUUAUAAUGCAGCGAAAGCAAAAUCUAUUCCGCGCAGGAAGAAAGCUGUUUGUGAUAAAAAAAAUAUCGAUCAUCAUGUUAUACCAGCACGUAAAAAACGAACAAGUG
Dentiscutata erythropus is the source of this 549-nucleotide messenger RNA. Lineage: Eukaryota; Fungi; Glomeromycota; Glomeromycetes; Diversisporales; Gigasporaceae. The record is from the annotation of a GenBank genome assembly.